AUGAUUCACAAGACAUGUCCUUCCCACCUCUCCGUUCUCAGAAAACAUCACCACAAUCACUUUAAUCAACUCUACAAGAAGAUUUUUGUUAAUUCAACCUCUCACUCAACAGAUGAAAAACCCUACUAUUUUGUUCAUGAACAAUCGAUUAAAAAGCCAUUGAUCCGAGUGGCUACUUUUGAUAUGGAUGGCACUUUAACUGUACCUGUUAUUGAUUUUGCCAAGAUGAGACUCUUGACUGGUAUCAGUGCUCCUAUCGAUGUGUUGGAUCAUAUUCAUAGUUUGAAUGAUGAAGAGGAAAAGAAGAGAUUAUUUGAUAUUAUUCAUAGGGUAGAAUCGGAGGCCAAUGACAAAUUGGAAUUUCAACCAUACCUAUUUGAAACUUUGGAUGAAUUGAAAAAGUUACAAUUGGAUGAAAAAUCACCACUGAAACAUUUUGCAAUUGUUACAAGAAAUUCACAAAGUACCUUGCAAUUAUUUAUUGAAAAAUUGGGAAGUAAUUAUUCGGAUUUUUACACAAUAUUACAUGGAAGAGAAUAUUUACCUUACAAGCCAAAUCCUCAAUGUCUUACUCGAAUUGCAGAAGAAUUGAAUGUUCCCAUUGAGAAUAUGAUAAUGAUUGGUGAUUCAUUUCAUGAUAUUGUUUGUGCUAAGAAGGCAGGAGCUCUCAGUUGUCUCUAUACUCAAGAAACUGAUUGGGAUGAUAAGCAUACUGAAUGUGUUGAGAAAUAUGAGCCAGAUUUCAUUUGUCAUGAUUUACGUCACUUGAUUGACAUUGUACAACAUGUAGAAUAG
Messenger RNA from Naegleria gruberi, 795 nucleotides. RefSeq lists its product as uncharacterized. NCBI's taxonomy places the organism in Eukaryota, Heterolobosea, Eutetramitea, Acrasida, Naegleriidae. The record is from RefSeq and is a predicted model, not a curated record. The transcript has a single exon. The coding region runs from base 1 to 795 and encodes 264 amino acids.